AUGGCCAACGAGAAGAUGCCGGAACAGGCCAAUGUUCUGCCAGGGCAAGGCAACAAGCCACUCUCCCGGCCUGCCCAUGCUUUGCCUUAUGCCAUUGUGCUCGACGAGCUCGAUGCCCGCGAUCAAGAGGGCCUGAGCAGCGCUGAGGCCAAAGAACGCCUUGAGAGAUACGGCAGCAAUGACCUCGGAAACGCAAAGGGUGUUCAGCCCGUGAAGAUUCUCAUCUCGCAGGUUGCCAAUGCCAUGACUCUAGUGCUGAUAAUGGCAAUGGCCGUGUCCUUUGCCAUUGGGUCCUAUAUCGAAGGAGGAGUCAUCACCGCUGUUAUCCUUCUAAACAUUGUUGUUGGCUUCUUUCAAGAGUUCCAAGCGGAGAAGACGAUGGAUUCUCUCAAGUCGCUGAGUUCACCUACCGCUCAGGCUGUGCGUGCUGGUGAGAACAUCACUGUGCCCACGAUGGAAAUCGUUCCUGGCGAUAUGGUUGAAUUGAAGACUGGCGAUACGAUCCCUGCAGAUCUGAGACUUAUCGAAGCAGUCAACUUCGAGACCGACGAAGCACUUCUGACCGGUGAAUCCCUCCCCGUUCGCAAGGAUCCGGAACUCGUACUGGAGGACGACACUGGUCCCGGGGACAGAUUGAAUGUGGCUUACAGUUCUUCUACGGUCACCAAAGGUCGAGCUCGCGGUGUAGUCUUCGCCACCGGCCUUAGCACCGAGAUCGGGUCGAUUGCUGCCGCCCUUCGUCAAAACGGGUCCAAGAUCAGAGAGGUCAAGCGCAACGACGAGGGCAAAGCAGGUCCGCAUAGAUAUGCGCAGGCUUGGGGCCUCACUACAACGGACGCGAUCGGACGAUUUCUCGGAGUGAACAAGGGCACACCACUUCAAAAGAAAUUGUCUCGCCUUGCGGUGCUUCUUUUUGGCAUCGCGGUCGUUUGUGCCAUCAUCGUCUUGGCCGCGAACAACUUCACUUCUGAGCGUGAGGUCAUCAUCUACGCGGUUGCCACCGGGCUGUCUAUGAUUCCAGCCUCUCUCAUCGUGGUACUAACGAUCACAAUGGCUGCGGGAACCAAGCGUAUGGUUGAACGCCAUGUCAUCGUUCGCAAUUUGAAGUCACUCGAAGCGCUUGGUGCCAUCACCGACAUCUGUUCCGACAAAACUGGCACUCUCACUCAAGGCAAGAUGAUCGCAAAGAAGGUCUGGAUUCCGGCGUGCGGAACCUACUCUGUGAACAAUUCCAACAACCCUGUGGACCCUGAGACUGGCGACAUCCAUUUCUCGUCUCGAAAGGACGACAGUGACCGAAGCGAGGACAAUUCGACUCACGAAGCAUCCGCUUCCGACUCACAAGAUCUCCUCGAUGGCAAUACUCACCUCGAAGCAUUCCUCGAUGUCGCUACUUUGGCCAACCUGUCCACGGUGUACAAAGACAAGGAGGGCGUCUGGCAUGGCCGAGGCGAUCCGACCGAGACUGCUAUCAAUGUUUUCGCAACUCGAUUUGGCUGGAAUCGUGCCGAGAUGAGCACUGGCUCCAACGCAACCUGGAAGUCUGUCCUUGAAUUUCCAUUCGAUUCCGACGUUAAGAAGAUGUCCGUGAUAAUGGAGAACACUGACACCAACGAUCUGCAUGUCUUCACAAAGGGCGCGGUGGAGAGAGUUGUCGACAGCUGUAACGACUUCUACACCGGCGACACUCAGGAGUCGGUCAAAAUGAGUGACGAAGUCCGGGAACGGAUCUACGCCCAGAUGGAAGAAUUUGCAUCUUACGGAUUGCGGGUCCUUGCUCUUGCAAGCCGACCAGCGCCCACUCACAUCAACUAUGAGAAAGAAGUCGAUCGCAAACAGAUUGAGGUCGACCUGACAUUCCGCGGAUUGAUUGGCCUCUACGACCCUCCCCGAGCCGAGUCCGCCGGCGCCGUGAGAGAAUGUCGUCAGGCCGGAAUCGAGGUGCAUAUGUUGACGGGUGAUCACCCUGGCACCGCGAGAGCUAUUGCUAUCGAGGUGGGGAUUCUCCCGUCUCGCGAGAAGAUGUCAAACUUGCCUAGGGAUGUGGCAGACGCCUUGGUCAUCGUCGCCAGCGACUUUGAUAAGAUGUUUGACGAUCAGAUCGAUCAGCUCCCACAGCUGCCCCUUGUUGUGGCGAGAUGCGCACCUAACACGAAGGUUCGAAUGAUCGAAGCUCUGCACAGAAGGAAGAAGUUCGCCGCCAUGACUGGAGAUGGUGUCAACGACUCGCCCAGCCUCAAGAGAGCUGAUGUGGGCAUCGCAAUGGGCAUGGCGGGCUCGGACGUUGCGAAGGAUGCGUCCGACAUCGUCCUCACCGACGACAAUUUCGCAUCCAUCAUCAACGCUAUCGAGGAGGGACGGCGAAUGUUUGAUAACAUUCAGAAGUUCAUCUUGCACUUGCUCGCCGAGAACAUCUCGCAAGCAUGUGUCCUUCUUAUCGGUCUUGCUUUCAAGGACAGCCGUGGAUUGUCUGUCUUUCCGCUGGCGCCGGUGCAGAUCAUCUGGGUAAUCAUGAUCACAUCUGGAAUGCCCGAUAUGGGUCUUGGCUUCGAAAUCGCCCAACCAGACAUCAUGUCUCGACCACCGCAGUCACUGAAGCGUGGUGUUUUCACCUUGGAAGUCAUGGUGGACAUGUUGGUAUACGGCCUGUGGAUCUCCGCGCUCUGUCUCGGCGCAUUCACGCUUGUCCUGUACGGGUUCGGAUCCGGAGAUCUCGGAGAAAACUGCAAUGAUGCCUACUCUGCCGCCUGCGACGACGUCUUCCGCGCCAGAGCUACGACAUUCGCUUGCUUGACUUGGUUUGCGCUCUUCUUGGCCUGGGAACUGGUCGACAUGAGGAGGAGUUUCUUCAGGAUGCAGCCGGGUUCGAAGAAGUACUUCACUCAAUGGUAUUACGACGUCCGCCGCAACAAGUUCCUCUUCUGGGCAAUCAUCUUCGGCUUCGUGACCAUCUUCCCAACGUUAUACAUCCCCGUCAUCAACCGCGAAGUCUUCAAGCACGAAGGCAUCACCUGGGAGUGGGCCAUCGUCGUCAUUGCUGCGGUUCUGUUCUUCGCUGGCGUGGAGGCGUGGAAGUUCGGGAAGAGAGUCUUCUUCCGGCGACGUGCAGUCAAGAUGGGCGGGAUCAUGCAGGAUGCCGAGGAGGCGGACAGCAUGGCACAGCGAACUCGAGAUCGGACUUCGCGGCCUGACACUCUCUGCUGA
This is a messenger RNA of Zymoseptoria tritici IPO323, 3204 nucleotides long. Its product is annotated as Na(+)/Li(+)-exporting P-type ATPase. Gene Ontology annotation, biological process: intracellular calcium ion homeostasis; calcium ion transmembrane transport. The transcript has 8 exons. Gene Ontology annotation, cellular component: plasma membrane. Gene Ontology annotation, molecular function: ATP binding; P-type calcium transporter activity; ATP hydrolysis activity. Bases 1 to 3204 code for a protein of 1067 amino acids. NCBI's taxonomy places the organism in Eukaryota, Fungi, Ascomycota, Dothideomycetes, Mycosphaerellales, Mycosphaerellaceae. The record is from RefSeq and is a predicted model, not a curated record.